CCCAUGUAUCGAGUUCAGAGGUUACUGAGGUUGGGACUGACUAGAGUUAUGUACCACCGGCGAAAUGUGGCGAUCCACAACUCAAACCUCAAGUAAAAUCAAGUGUGCCUGUAGCUUUGCUGGGCGGAGCUUGAAGGUGCCAUCCAGAUGCCAGCUAUGUACAAAGACAGAAGCUCCACCCCCACAACCACCUUCACCAAGAAAAUCUGGUAGUCGAUUCUUGAAGUUUCUGGCAGGUUCUAUUCUAGUGACUGGUGGUACGAUGGUUGGUGCAGUUGCCUAUGGAAGAGCAAACCCUGAAUUUCGCAGGCAGGUGGAGAGUAACUGGCCAAUUUUACUGGGAAUCUCUCCAUAUCUCUUCAAUGAUAAUAAUAUCAAUGGGGAGGAACUACCAGCAUUGAAGGAGAAAGCUCCAUCCCAGAUGCCACCGUUACUGUUCCAAGACACAAAGGAAGUUGUGAAGGACAUUAUGAGUGAGAAGUCAGUUGAUCUAGGCCAGGAUAAACCAGUAGAGGCAGCUGACAUGACAAAGACAAAGCAGGAAAAAGAAGUAGUAGCACAGAAGAAAGAUGAAGAGGAAUCACGCAUUGAGAGGUUGAGGAGGGAACGUGAAGAAGAGCAGAGAGCCAAGGAGCUAAAGGAGAAGAUGAUUGAACAGGAGAUAGAUGAUGCUGCUGAUCUUGCUGCCUUUGAAGCCAUCAUUGACACCAUAACAGCAAGCAGCACUCAACUCACCCAGGAUGCUAUUGAUGCUCAGAAGAAGGGGGUUGUAUUAACUGAAGAGCACAGAGACAGACUCAAAGAAGCCAUGGAUGAGCUCCAGAGUGACACAAAUGAAAAGCGGGCACAGUGGACGAAGGUAGUGGAGGCUGCAGAAGCCAAAAUGGACUUGAUGGAGCUGGAAAAACUGAAGGUUGUGAUUGCUGAAAGCCAAGAGAAGAAACCAAGGCUGGGGUCCAGUCAAGCUAUUACUGAUGCCACCAAGUACCUGAACAAAAUUACCUAUGACCUAGACACAGCAGUAGCUGAGGUGGUGAAAGCUCAGGCAGAAUCAAACAUCUUGAAGGAGUACCAUGACUUAAUCCAAGAAGGAAGGGAACAAUUUAGUAAGGAGCUGAAGAGUCUUAUGCCAGAAGUCAAGCUGGGAGAAAAAGGCAAAAAGCUGACUGAAGAUGAGUUAAAUUCUUUGAUUGCUCAUGGCCAUCGUCGCAUAGAGCAGCUGCAACACCAACUAGCUGAACAGCAAGCUAUGGAGCAGCGACGACUACAGCAGGCACUGCAAAAACAGAAAGGAGAACUUGAGCAAGAGAUGGUAGAUGCCAUCAAUAGGGAACUGGAGAGGAAAGAAGGAAUUUUUGCUGUGGAUUUAGACAAGAAGAUUGAGGAGGUCAUGCAAGAAAGUGAGAAAGAGAUGCGUGUACAGUUGCGUCGUCAAGCAGCAGCCCACAGCGACCAUCUUGCCGAUGUGCUGCAGCAACAAGCUCAGGAGUUUGACCAACAGCUGCAACAACAUGAGCAAAAUGUACGCAUCCAGGAACAGGAUCGAUAUCAUCAGAAACUGGCAGGUGCCCUGGCUACAUUGAAGGGUGUACAGUCUGCUGUGGAAGGACGCGCUGGUAUGGAGAAGCAGGUUCAGAAGGCGCAAGAGCUUUGGCUGGCUUGUGAAAACCUCAAACGGACUAUUGCCUCAGGAGACACCAUGUCGGCACCACUAGCCAAUGAAAUUGUUGCUGUGACUGAUGCUGCAGAAGACAAUGCCUUUGUGGAUGCCAUCAUCAAAUCUAUCCCUGAAAAAGCAUUGAUACAAGGAGUGCAGAGUCAAGAAGCCCUACGACAACGCUGGGAUAAUGUUAACAGGGUCUGUCGUCGUGUUGUCAUGGUCGAGGAAUCUGGCAGUAGUCUCUUCAAGUAUGUCCUCUCUUUUGUCCAGUCACUGCUCAUCUUCCCUCAGAGGAUCCCAGCGACCCCGCCCCCAAACCAGGAGAUUGACCCUGACUCCUUGGACACGUUCCGCCUACUAGACUUGGCCAGCUAUCACAUUGAGCAAGGUGAUUUGGAGCAGGCUGUCCGUUACAUCAACCAGCUCCGAGGGAUGCCCCGUAAGGUUGUUGCUGAUUGGCUGAGAGAGGCCAGGUUGCUAUUGGAAACCAGCCAAGCAGCCAGUGUGUUGUCAGCACAUGCAUCUGCAUCAGGGCUUGGUGGGCUAAAAUUUUGAGUGAAGUAUUGAUAGCGAAUGCAAAGUAAAAUAAUUUUAUUAGUGGAUGUAGCCAAACACGUUUUAAGGUUUCAGGUUUCCAAAAUCAUUCCCAAAUGCGUGCAUUCACUUUCGUUCUUUCCCCUUGCCGACACGGCGCUGGGAAGGGUAAACACCUUUCAUUAUUUGAAGGAAAUACAUCACAGCUUCAGAUGCACACCAAGCACUGUGCACAAAGUGUUGACCCAUGUUUUGUUCAUGUGAAUUCUACAAGUGAUCAAUAAAAAUGACAUCAUGCAUUUGCUCUUCCCAGUGACCUGUAAGAACAAGCAAAGCUUGCAUCCAAAAAUUUAUUGAUUUACUCGAAAUCAUACUAUCUGAAAAUAUCAUAAUUGGCUGAAUCUUGUGCAUUACAUGUUGUAUUUUCUGUACUAUGUCCACCUUAUCGUGAAGUGUGGAUUUAAAAAAAUCAAAUUCCAUCAGUUUUCUGUCUGUGCAUGGUUCACAUGACCGACAGAAUAAACAUGAAAUUCCUAUUAAAAUUCUACUGAAUGAAACAAAAUGCAUGUAAUCAGCGUACGUUUGACGUCCACAGGUUUCAGAUUGUACGUGUAUUGUCAAUAUGGGGUGACAUUGACUUUGCUGUUUUUAGUUUCAUUUCUAAUAGUGCAAACAGAAAAAUCGCUGUCUUUACACUCUAAACACUGCAGUGCAUUUGUAAAAUCUUUUUUUUUCUGUUGUAGGUAAUGAAAUAAAUGCCUAAUUGUUGGAGACAAA
Messenger RNA from Acanthaster planci (crown-of-thorns starfish), 2971 nucleotides. RefSeq names its product inner membrane mitochondrial protein (gene immt). Gene Ontology annotation, biological process: cristae formation. The record is from RefSeq and is a predicted model, not a curated record. Lineage: Eukaryota; Metazoa; Echinodermata; Asteroidea; Valvatida; Acanthasteridae. Gene Ontology annotation, cellular component: MICOS complex.